Messenger RNA from Silurus meridionalis, 1923 nucleotides. It is a transcript of the gene stard4, whose product is annotated as StAR-related lipid transfer (START) domain containing 4. The transcript has 6 exons. Gene Ontology annotation, cellular component: cytosol; endoplasmic reticulum. The coding region runs from base 130 to 768 and encodes 212 amino acids. NCBI's taxonomy places the organism in Eukaryota, Metazoa, Chordata, Actinopteri, Siluriformes, Siluridae. The record is from RefSeq and is a predicted model, not a curated record. Gene Ontology annotation, molecular function: cholesterol transfer activity; cholesterol binding. Gene Ontology annotation, biological process: cholesterol import; intracellular cholesterol transport; cholesterol transport involved in cholesterol storage.
CUUUGGAUCAACUGACGAAAAAAUGAGGAAUCGUUCUGUGAUUAAUUCGUGUUUAGUUGUUUUUUACGAUAUAAAACGGAAAGGAAUGAAAGAGGAUUUUUCAGGAUUAUCCGGAAUAAAAGUCUGAUUAUGAUGGGCAGUCUGCCGGACGUCUCUGAGCUGAGGACACGACUGGAGAACACUCUGAUAUCUUACCAUCAUCUGGAGGAGAAGGAGUGGAGUGUGGCAAAGAAAUCGAAAGAUGUCACUGUUUGGAGGAAACCUUCAUUGGAGUUCAGCGGCUUCCUGUAUAAGGUUGAGGGAUUGGUGACGGAGGAGCCGUGCAGGAUCAUGGACUACAUUCGCCCUGGUCCAUACCGGUUACAGUGGGACAGUCUGAUGACCUCCAUGGACAUCGUAGAGACUCUGGACAAGGCGUGCUGUGUGAUGCGCUAUACCACUGCAGGACAGCUGUGGAACAUCAUCGCUCCUCGAGAGUUUGUAGAUUUCUCCUACACCACUGAGUAUCAGAGUGGCCUCCUGUCCUGCGGUGUGAGUGUGGAGUGUGAGCAGCAGGAGCAGAGCUGUGUCAGAGGUUAUAAUCACCCAUGCGGUUGGUUCUGUGUUCCUGUUGAUGGUGCUAAGGAUGACAGCGCCCCCUGCAGUCUGCUCAAUGGUUAUAUCCAGACCGACCUCAGGGGCAAAAUCCCGCAGUCUGCCGUAGACAUCGCCAUGGCAACUUCGCUCAUUAACUUCUACUCUGACCUCAGUAAAGCCCUCACAACCUAGCCGUGUUUUAGAUUGAUAAAUAGAUAGAUAGAUAGAUAGAUAGAUAGAUAGAUAGAUAGAUAGAUAGAUAGAUAGAUAGAUAGAUAGAUAGAUAGAUAGAUAGAUAACCAGCCAACAGACAGACAAACAGUUUGAUAUAAAGUGAUAUAGUCUAGAGGUCGACCGAUGGAUUUUACUGAUAACGAUAUCUUGGUUGGAUCGUUCUUUCCAUUAACCGAUUAAUCAACUGAUAGUUUUUAAAAUGAAUAAAACGCAAACAAAAAUAACACUCCAUGUAAAAUAUUACUGAACUUUAUGUAAAAAAACCCCCAAUAUUGAAUUAUGAAAAUAUGCCAAAUGGAAUAAAUAUGAAUAUAAUUAAUAAAUUAUAAAUAAUAAAUAUAGCGCUCUCCUUGCAGCGCACUCACUCACCUGUAAAAACUGCACGCAGUGUCAGUGAUUCGCCUCUAGAGGCCGCUAGAUCAACUAUCCGUGCCAAUUAAUCGACAAAACCAAUUAAUAGGUUGAUCUUUAAUUUAUAGGGUGAAAAAUCAUCUACUUCAGAUUGUUCUGUCACACACGAUCAGAAAGCGAUAUAUCGCCCCGGCCCUACAUCAAAGCAUUUUUAAGCAUAAAGCAGUUUUUUUCUAAACUUCUAUCCGUUUCUGAUGUCACAUUAGCACUAGUGUAUGAGUGUAAAUCCAGUUUGUGUGCAUAAAGAAACCCAUAUUUCAGGUCAUUUAUGUUUUCAUAUGUACAUAAAAAGCAUGAUGCACGUGAGUAAAAAUCAUUUAUCACGUUACUUGAAAAUGUUUUGCGCACAAGAUCUCAGGAGAUAUUUUAUGUCUGAUUAUAAAUGUAGGGUUUUGGUGCUGAUAUUCAGAAAACGCUACAUAUAGAUUUUGUCUAAAGGACAAAAAUCACUUGUUCAUAUCAAAUAAAUCUGAUGCUCUUCAUUUUCACCAGAUUUUUGUAUGUGUGGUGCCAAUAUUUACUGUUCUGUGGUAGGUUUUUUUAUAUUUUAAUAUCGUGAAGAAUUUUUGUAAUUUGUUGUGAAUUAGAUGAAGGGAAAUGUGAUAUUUUAUGAAACAAAGGCUCUGCUCUCUGUUUAUGAUGAUGAUGAUUAUUAUUGUUGUUAUUAUUAUUAUUAUUAUUAAAACUGUGUGUGUGAAAACA